Molecule: messenger RNA, 360 nt
Organism: Parastagonospora nodorum SN15
Lineage: Eukaryota; Fungi; Ascomycota; Dothideomycetes; Pleosporales; Phaeosphaeriaceae
Exons: 2
Coding region: 1-360 (119 amino acids)
Source: RefSeq, a predicted model, not a curated record
AUGGACGAAAACUGUCCACCAAAAGUGCAAGAGCCAUUAAAACCAAACACCGUACAAGCUCAGAUGCCACAUAUGGAUUUGAAUUUGACUCAGCAUGGACAUCUUGAGGCGCGCUCGAUUCGAACAGAUGAGACACAUGCGGCUGCAAAAGAUCGCGAAGAGACUACAAGGACCAAAGAACCUGCCUUAGAGGUGGCGAAAGAGUCGCUGGACAUCACUUCUGGUGCGACUACUGGCAACGUCAGUCUCCAAAACACCAUAGGGGACACAAACACUGGCAGCGCAAACUCCGGCAUCGAUUUUAGAGGGUCUGGAUCUGCAAGAAUUGAUGGAAAGACUGGCGAUAUCACCGCGAAGUAA